GCGUUGUGUGCGUGUGUGGGUAGGAAAACGAGGAGCUGUACCAACCUGCCCUGAUUAAACAUUGAUUAUUGCUAUUAUUAUUCAAUCGGGACUGGCUGGCUUGGCUUUGUUGAUGUGAUCCGUUUUCCAUUUUUCUUAACUUAAUUGUUGAAAGAAAGAGUAAUACGUGCUUGAUUUAUGCUUCCGCUAAGGUCGCACGGUACGGUUUGCUAGGUUUACCCACUGUUUCCGGUCAGCUGGAUACGGAGGAGCAUCAUCCCCCCGGGCAACGAUGUCGAAGCGUUCGGCAGAGGAGGCGGCCGGCGGCGGAGGUGGUGGCGGUGCCAGCGGUACAGGUGGUGGCGCUGCGGGCACGGGCAGCGGCGGCGGCGGUUUGCAACCACCGAUCAAGAAGGUACACUUCGAGCCACACCUUAUCGGACCGAUCUCGACGCUGGAGGAGCUGGACAUCAAGGUGCUGAAGUUCCAAAACAAAAAGCUGGCCCAGCGCAUCGAGCAGCGGAUACGAUGCGAGUCGGAGCUGCGCACCCGGAUCGAGCAGCUGGAGAAGCGCCAAACGCAGGACGACGCCGUGCUGAACGUGGUCAACCGGUACUGGAACCAGCUGAACGAAGACAUACGCGUGCUGCUGCAGCGCUUCGACGCGGAAACGGCGGACGAAUCGGAAAACAAAAAUGAAAACGAAGUGACAACCUCCUUCCUGAUGCAGCUAUCGACCUGGGACAAGGAAGAGCUGGACGACAAGCUGGCGAACCGGGUGCAGGUGUCAAAGCGGGCCGUGGCCAAAAUCGUCCAAGUGUUCGACCGGCUAAUGCAGCGCAACGAGAAGCUGAUGCUGGCGCUGAAGGGCGAAUCGGAGGACGGCAAAUCGCCGGCCCUGGCGCCGCCCGAUCUAGACGAGUCCCUGCGCCAAACGUACAUCGACGUGAUGGCGGAGAACCGCAACCUGCAGACGCAGAACACGCUGCUGCACGAAAAGUUCCACACGAUAUCGCUCAAGCUGAGCGAGUACCAGGACAUGCUGAACGGCAAGGAGACGGAGGCGGCCGAGCUGCGCAACCAGAUCGACGACCUGCAGUACGAGCUGGAGAAGGUGCGGUGUCGGAACGACAAGCUCGAGAACCAUCUCGCCGAGGCGAUCGAAAAGCUGAAAGCGUACCAUCAGCUGCACGGCGGCGAUCCGCUCAGCGGCGGCGGCAGCGGGACCGAAUCCGGCCGGCACGCGUCGUCAGCGGGCGGCGGAUCGCGCGGCUCCGGCUCGAUGACGAGCGUGGCCGCCCAGCACCUGGAGGAUCUGCAGAAGGAGCUGGAGGAGUACAAGGAACUAUCGAACAACCGGUUGCAGGAGCUGGACAAGCUGCACCUGCAGCACCGGGAGGCGCUGAAGGAGGUGGAGAAGCUGAAAAUGGACAUCCGGCAGCUGCCCGAGUCGGUGAUCGUCGAGACGACCGAGUACAAGUGCUUGCAGUCGCAGUUCUCCGUGCUGUACAACGAGUCGAUGCAGAUCAAGACGCUGCUGGACGAGAGCCGGAACCAGCUGCAGUCGAGCAAAAACCAGCACCUGCGCCAGAUCGAGAUGAUGGAGAGCGAGGAGCUGAUCGCGCAGAAGCGCGUCCGCAGCGACAUGAUCCAGAUGGAGGACGUGAUGUCGCAGAUCCGGAAGGAGUACGAGAUGCUGCGGAUCGAGUUCGAGCAGAACAUGGCGGCGAACGAGCAGACGGCGCCGAUCAAUCACGAGAUGCGGCAUCUCAUCCUCUCGCUGCAGAACCACAACGGCCAGCUGAAGGGCGAGGUGCAGCGGUAUAAGAAAAAGUACAAAGACGUGUCCGCGGACAACACGAAGCUGCGGAAGGAUCUGGAGGAGCAGACGGGCAAGGUGACGGCGCUGCAGGAGGCCCAGCAGCAGCACCAGCAGCAACAGCAGCAGCAACAGCAACAGCAACAGCAGCAGCACGCCGAAUCGAUCAAGAUGGAAAACUGCCACUCGAUGCGGGAUGCGGGCGGUGGUGGUGGUGGUGGAGGCGGUGGCGGUAUGUCCGUGAAAGAAGAGUCGGGCGGCAUGCUGCACGACCGGGACGGCCAGUGUGGUGCGAUCAAGGAGGAGGACCCGAACGGAGCGCUCAACUCGUGCGGCGGGCACGGCGCCACCAGCACCGGCUCGCUAACGAGGUCGGACUCGGGCGAGGAGGGCGAGAUGGACGCGAACGGCAUCAAGCGGGAGGAGAUGAUCGGCCCGGACGGGACGGUCGUGAUGGUGGUGAAGCGGGAAGGAUCGUCCGGCGGCGGCGUCGGCAGCAUGGACGGGAAGGCGAACGGGCCGACGGACCACCAUCGGGGCGUGAAGUGUGCCGAGUCGGACCUGGUGCGCGAUCUGCGCAACCAGCUGAAGAAAGCUUUAAACGAUCAGAAAGAGAUGAAGCUACUGCUGGACAUGUACAAGGGCGUGCCGAAGGAGCAGCGGGACAAGGUACAGCUGAUGGCGUCCGAGAAGAAGAAGUGCGCCGAAAUCGAGGACCUCAAGUGUCAGAUGAAGAAGCUGCAGGAGAGCAAACGGGAGGACCGGAAGAAGCUGGCGGACGAGGAGGCGCUCCGGAAGAUCAAGCAGCUGGAGGAGCAGAAGUACGAGCUGCAGAAGCAGGUCCAGAACCAGAAGCAGCCACCGGACAGUAGCUGGAGCAGCGGCUAUCGACCAUUUGAAGAAGAGGCUCUCCUAAACGAGAUGGAAGUGACGGGACAAGCGUUCGAGGACAUGCAGGAGCAAAACUCAAGACUGAUACAGCAGUUGCGCGAGAAGGACGAUGCAAACUUUAAGCUCAUGUCCGAUCGAAUCAAGGCCAAUCAGAUGCACAAGCUGCUCAGGGAGGAAAAGCAACUGCUGGAAGAUCAGGUAACGACGCGCGACAGUCAAAUCGAGGCGAUGCACGUCGUGUUACGAAAGCUCGAGGAGAAGGAGCGCAUCCUGCAGAACACGGUGACGACGAUCGAGAAGGAGCUGGUCGCCCGCCAGCAGGCGAUGGAGAUGCACAAGCGCAAAGCGAUCGAGUCGGCCCAGUCGGCGGCCGAUCUGAAGCUGCACCUCGAAAAGUACCACGCCCAGAUGAAGGAGGCCCAGCAGGUGGUGGCGGAAAAGACGAGCUCGCUCGAGGCGGAAGCGUACAAGACGAAGCGGCUGCAGGAGGAGCUCGCCCAGUUCCGGCGCAAGGCGGACCGGAUGAAGAAGAUCGAGAUGUCCGGCACGACGAUCGACGAGGUGAUGCUGGAGGAGAUCCGCGAGUACAAGGAAACGCUCACCUGCCCGUCCUGCAAGGUGAAACGGAAGGACGCGGUACUGUCCAAGUGUUUCCACGUGUUUUGCUACGACUGUCUGCGGACGCGGUACGAGACGCGCCAGCGAAAGUGCCCGAAGUGCAACUGCGCGUUCGGGGCGAACGACUACCACCGGCUCUAUCUGUCGACGUAAGGCGCUGCAAGGGCCCGACCGGUGUUCGGCCGCCGUGUGUGUGUGUGUCUCUCCCCACGCCCCGCCUCUGUGUGUGUAUCUGUGUGUAUGUGUAUGUGUGUGAGUGGGCACGUACAGGGUGGUGCGUUUUCCGGUGGUUGCGACAGCACACACACUCGCUACUACUGGUGCGACUGGUUCUCUUCUCCUUCCUGUCUUUUCCCCGCAAAACACAAUCUCGGCUCGCGGUUCACGGCCGUUUCUGCCUAGUCCUUACCUUUGCCCUGAAGUUGGAAUCCUUUACUUGCCUGACUUGCGCGAAGUGUCCGGGACCGGUCACAGACAUUAACUCCAUCCGUUGUAAUGUAAAGUAAUGUUGUACAGUUUGAAUCGGUUCCCGGGGGCGCGAAAAGAGAAGUAACCUAAACGGACCGUUGUCACACUGUUAUUAUUGCGCUAUUACGCGCAUGUUUAGUAGCCUCAAGCAUAGAAUGUAGUCCGCUCCCGACAGGCCGGAACAAUCGAAUCUAUUUCACAACGUAUUUUGUUAGCAAAAAAAACAAAAACACGAGAAACGGCAAUCGAGGUCGCAUCAUCAGAGCACCGGCCGAGUAGGGGGAAAGAUAGGGCAAUUUUCGAAGCAAUUUGCUAGUCUCUUUUUCAUAUGCCGCUCCUGUAGAUGGAUUGCAUUGAAGGGGGCGCCCCUAACCCGGGAAUGUUAGAUAGAUUUUCCUAAACUAGGUUUUAUACGAUUUCUUUUACGAAACUGUUUCACUCGUAAAGCCUCUCCCCAAAACACUGCAGAGUAAACUAAUAAGCCAAUCUUUAAACACAAAAAGCUCUCCCAGUUUUUAGUGUCUGUCCCCUCCCUGUAGAAAGACGUGCCCCAAGUAAGGAACUGUUGUUUUAUCUGUCCUUCCCCUAUCCCUUCCGCCAACCGCAACCCGCCCUGUACAGCCCCUGUGCGCCGCGGAUACACGCUUCGUUCACGGAUUCGUGCGGCGAAUCAUUAACCUCAUUCAGGCCACCAAGCUAGGCAAGGGCACAGUUUCUGCGGACAGAAGAGCGCGCGGGAAAAAACAAAACGAUGGCUCUCUACCUCCACGAGUGGGUGUGCGUGCGUGUGCGUGUGUGUGUACGGCAUUCCGGUAUUUCCCGGAGAGGAAGAAGAGACUGUGAAUGCAUCGUGUUCCGGAGUUCGGAGUAAGCGAAAGCGCCCUAAAAUCCCCUGUGAGCAGUGUGCACAACAAGCUCGAACCUGUGAGGGGGGAAAAGAUGCAAUAGUGCUCGAGCGAUUGUUUUUUUUUUGAAAGUUGUAGGUGAUAAGGCUUAGAAAGAGGAAGACGAAGCAUCAUCAUAUUAACAAAAAAAAACCCUUCCUCCUUUAAUCUAGUAUGUAAAUUUCCAAAAUAGAAAUUAGCAAGUAGUAGGUGUGCGCGUGUGUGUGAAGGCAGAUUAUAUAUAGUAUAUAUAUUAAUUCAGAGGACAAGUAAACAAGUAAAAACAAAACACGCAAAACUACCGAAAUUCGAAUCGAAGCUCAUCUGUCUUCACGCAAACGAGGAGAGAGAGAGAGGGGGGUGGUAUAUGGUAUAGGACAAUUUUAGAACGCCUCUAACACUCACCUCCUCCCGUGUCGUCGUGGUCGUCGGAUUCGAUCCGGCUUCGAUCGCGCACCCGGGAGUGGAAAGCUAAGGGUAGAAAAAGAAUGCUCCACUUUUAUAAAAACCGCAUCUCCGUUGUUGUAGCCUGUGCAAACGGUUACCUCUUCUUCUUCAGCCGGUCCAUUGAAGGUUAGUGAAGGUGGGCAACUGUUUGCUAACCAGCACUAGCAGACAUUUUGCUCCCCCUUUACUGUGCUUGAUGCAAAUGAUUUCUGUUUUAGUAGCGCGUUUUUCUAACCGUUUUAAUACUAAUCAACAUGCUGCUUGCUCGGCUUGCCCCAAAGGCAUGUGGCGGAGGGACACAAUCCAUUGUAACAAUGGGAGAGAGAGAGAGUGGGGAGAGCGAUAUGAGACAGAGCACACCCGGGACGGACGGACGGGCUCGGUAUGCGUUGCUAGGCGACACACACACGGGUUUCUAUGUUUCCCUGUUUUCGCCGGUAACACUCACACGAUGCAUUCACAGUAAUCACCGCUGUCGGAGCAUUUUUAGGGGGGGUCGACACUCACUCAGCACACAGCAGUUCAACUGCUCUGGACCCCUGCCCUCGUCGGAAGAGCGAGAGAGAGAGAACCACAAAGGGACGAGAAGAGAGAACGUAAGAAAAU
Molecule: messenger RNA, 5712 nt
Organism: Anopheles arabiensis
Lineage: Eukaryota; Metazoa; Arthropoda; Insecta; Diptera; Culicidae
Gene: Bre1
Product: E3 ubiquitin-protein ligase Bre1
Exons: 5
Coding region: 272-3460 (1062 amino acids)
Cellular component (GO): HULC complex; nucleus
Molecular function (GO): ubiquitin protein ligase activity; metal ion binding
Source: RefSeq, a predicted model, not a curated record